Messenger RNA from Puntigrus tetrazona (Sumatra barb), 2601 nucleotides. It is a transcript of the gene abcb8, whose product is annotated as ATP-binding cassette, sub-family B (MDR/TAP), member 8. The record is from RefSeq and is a predicted model, not a curated record. Gene Ontology annotation, molecular function: ABC-type transporter activity; ATP binding; ATP hydrolysis activity. The coding region runs from base 126 to 2261 and encodes 711 amino acids. NCBI's taxonomy places the organism in Eukaryota, Metazoa, Chordata, Actinopteri, Cypriniformes, Cyprinidae. Gene Ontology annotation, biological process: transmembrane transport. Gene Ontology annotation, cellular component: membrane. The transcript is spliced from 16 exons.
GGUCACGUCGGGAAUAGGAUUGCGUAAACAUGGCGGCCCGCAUGCUAAUCCUUGAAUUCAUUUAUUAGUUCCAUAAACUGUCUUUCUUUCUUCUCCCUGCUGUCUUUUCAAAACACUCCAACGACAUGUUUCAUUUUGCACGUUGCGGUCGAUUGACACGCGGCACUGUCACGUCAGAUCGACUUCUGAACUCCCAUAAAACUAGAGAUUUCAUGAUCCACCACCUCAAUAGACGUGGUCAUACAGCAUCAUGGAGCAGUGCACCAACCCCAUCCUCACAGACCUCUGUCAGCGCUCCCGCUCGCAUAUGGAGACAAGCUCAAAAAGUGCUCCGUCUAGCAUCCAGACAGCAGCCCGGGCCACCAAACAUCACUCUGAAAUUCAUCUUAGGACCCGCUGCUUUGACAGUGACAGCCCGCUUGCUUGGCACCGUGGCUCAUUGUGAAGCAGAUGUGAACAAUAAUGUCCCGCUGGAAGUUCAGGCGAAAGAGAAGAUUCCUGAAUUCAGCUGGGCCGUCCUGUGGGAGUUCGUUCGGCCCCAGCUUUUCGCCCUCAUAGGAGCCGUUAUCCUUGCGUUUGGAGCAGCGGCCCUUAAUAUUCAGAUUCCUCUGAUGUUGGGGGAUCUUGUGAAUGUCGUCGCUCGCCACAUGAGAGAACAAGCAGGUCAUUACAUGAGAGACAUCAAAGCGCCCGCAAUGAAGCUGCUCGGACUGUAUGGAUUACAGGGUCUGUUGACCAGUGGCUACAUCAUUCUGCUCUCUAGAGUCGGAGAGAGAGUAGCAGCUGACAUGAGAACAACCCUCUUCGCCUCUCUGCUUCGACAAGACGUUGCAUUUUUUGAUGCGAACAAGACCGGGCAGCUGGUUAAUCGCCUGACGUCAGACAUCCAGGAGUUUAAAUCAUCCUUCAAGCUGGUUAUUUCUCAGGGUUUGCGCAGUGCCACGCAGACAGUGGGCUGUUUUGCGUCGCUGUACGUCAUCUCUCCCAAACUCACAGGUCUCACUGUGGUGGUCCUGCCGUGUCUGGUGGGGGCCGGCGCGCUCAUCGGCUCUUUUCUUCGUAAACUGUCACGGAAAGCGCAGGAACAGGUUGCAAAAGCUACCGGAGUGGCCGACGAGGCUCUUGGUAACGUGAGGACAGUGAGAGCGUUUGCCAUGGAGGAUCGAGAACUGGAGAUGUAUGCCGUUGAAGUCCAGAAGUCAGCUGCGAUGAAUGAGACGCUGGGCACUGGAAUUGCUGUAUUUCAGGGCCUGUCUAAUAUUGUCCUGAACUGCAUUGUCUUAGGCACUAUUUUUGCUGGUGGGUCUUUGAUGGCUCGUAAUGACAUGUCACCUGGUGAUCUAAUGUCUUUUUUGGUCGCCUCUCAAACAGUUCAGAGAUCUCUUGCCAGCAUCUCAAUUCUCUUUGGACAGAUGGUUCGGGGUAUGAGUGCAGGGGCCCGUGUGUUUGAGUUCUUGACUCUGGAGCCCACCGUUCCUCUCACCGGAGGAGGUCGUAUCCCGCUCAAGUCUCUGACGGGAAGAGUUGACUUCAUGAACAUCAAUUUCAGCUACCCAACAAGACCUGGAAACCAGAUCCUUAAGAACUUCAACCUGACUCUACCUCCCUCUAAAACCGUUGCCAUCGUUGGCGAGUCUGGCGGAGGCAAAUCCACAGUGGCUGCCUUAUUGGAGCGGUUCUAUGACCCCAGCAGUGGAGUGGUUAUGCUGGACGGGCUGGACAUCAGAACACUAGACCCAUCCUGGUUAAGAGGACAUGUUAUUGGGUUCAUUAGUCAGGAACCUGUUCUUUUUGGUACCUCAGUGAUGGAGAACAUCAGGUUUGGAAAGCCUAGUGCCACAGACGCUGAGGUCAUGGCUGCUGCCAAACAAGCCAAUGCUCAUAAUUUCAUCACAGGAUUCCCGGAUAGAUAUAACACAGUGGUUGGUGAACGUGGAGUGACUCUAUCUGGAGGCCAAAAGCAGCGAAUCGCUAUCGCUCGAGCCCUUAUCAAAAACCCCAGCAUCUUGAUUCUGGAUGAAGCCACCAGCGCGCUAGAUGCUGAGUCUGAGCGCGUGGUUCAAGAGGCACUGGACCGAGCCACAACGGGACGCACCGUUCUGAUUAUCGCUCACCGUCUCAGCACCAUACAGGGGGCUGAUCUCAUCUGCGUAAUGAGCAAUGGACGUAUUGUUGAGGCUGGAACUCACCUGGAACUACUGAGCAAAGGAGGGCUGUAUGCUGAACUCAUAAAGAGACAACGAUCCGAUGGCCACAAAUGAAAUACUGUACUUUCUGUGCACACUUCAUCAAACACAAAGUUAUUUUAAAUGAAAUUAUUUUAAAGACAAUUUCAUUUGGUGCUCUGUCAAAGAAAAUGAGCUUUAGUGAAUAUUCUUUGUUUUGAGUUUUGUGUAUUGUAAAAUAGAUACAUUUCAGUGUUGUAAUGGUAGCCGAACUGUUUUUAAUACUGACUGAAAUGUAUAAAAAGUAUACUUAAAGUAUUUUUUUUUUCAAUAAACCAAGAUGUACAUUUUAAUUUGAAAUAUAUAUUAUAUUCUAAUACCACUGUGUUUCUACUGUCUUCCAUUAAAAUUGAAGUAUAAUAAAAUGAAAUAUUGU